Ipomoea triloba (trilobed morning glory) is the source of this 1199-nucleotide messenger RNA. Its product is annotated as tetraspanin-8-like. NCBI's taxonomy places the organism in Eukaryota, Viridiplantae, Streptophyta, Magnoliopsida, Solanales, Convolvulaceae. Bases 205 to 1008 code for a protein of 267 amino acids. The record is from RefSeq and is a predicted model, not a curated record. The transcript is spliced from 2 exons. Gene Ontology annotation, biological process: auxin-activated signaling pathway. Gene Ontology annotation, cellular component: plasmodesma; plasma membrane.
CCACGCGUUUCUUUCAGCAACUUCUUUCCUUCUUCCCUGUCCAUAUUCAAUCCAAUCCUCUCACUUGGCUAUAUUUAAUUAUCCUCUAUUUCGAAAAAACAAAAAAUUAUCCUCAACAACCUGCUGAUUAUCUGAUUCCUCCUAUCGGGUCUAGUAGUUCCGUAGUCCAAGUGUUAAUUUGGUAAGAAAGAUCAUCGAUUUCCGAUGGUGAGGGUGAGCAACAACCUGCUGGGAAUUCUCAACAUACUCACAUUCUUAAUCUCAAUCCCGAUCAUCGGCGGCGGGAUAUGGCUGUCCAGGCAGGCCAACACGGAGUGCGAGCGUUUCCUGGACAAACCUGUGAUAGCCCUAGGGGUUUUCAUCAUGCUGCUCUCAAUCGCAGGCCUCGUCGGCGCGUGUUGCCGAGUCACCUGGCUCUUGUGGAUAUACCUCUUCGUCAUGUUCCUCCUCAUCCUCCUCCUCUUCUGCUUCACUAUCUUUGCCUUUGUGGUCACCAACAAGGGCGCCGGCGAGGCCAUCUCCGGGAAAGGCUACAAGGAGUAUAGGCUUGGCGACUACUCCAAUUGGCUUCAGAAGAGAGUCAAUGGAAACUGGCGGAGGAUUCGGAGCUGCAUCCAGGACAGUAAAGUCUGCAAGAGUUUGAUUGAUCAAGGAUCUGAAACUCCGGUUCAAAGUUUCUACAAUCAACAUCUCUCUGCCCUUCAGUCUGGUUGCUGCAAGCCGUCGGAUGACUGUAAAUUCUCGUACGUGAGCCCGACCAACUGGACUAGUACUUCAACCUCAUCGUCUACCAAUUCGGACUGUAGUCGUUGGAGCAAUGAGCCCAACAUACUGUGCUACAACUGUGAGUCCUGCAAAGCUGGCCUUAUCGACAACGUUAAGAGUGACUGGAAGAAGGUAGCCAUAAUCAACAUCAUUUUCAUCGUCUUCCUCAUCAUCGUAUACACUGUUGGAUGCUGCGCCUUUAGAAACAACAGGGCCGAUAAUUCUUGGAAGCGCUACCCCUGACCCCGCCCAUAAUACUUGCCUACACUUUGCUGUACAGCUUCACUUUUGACUAUAUAUAGAUAUUGGAUUAUUAAUGCAUGCAUUUAGUGUGUAGGUGAAUUUUCGCAUUAUAUUAUCUUCUUAUUUUGUAUAAUAAGAGAAUAAGGGAUUAUUUGAUAUAUAUAUAUGAUUUCUCUUUCGAGGACUUGUUA